UACCUGGCAUUGAGGACGACAACGAUGAAGGAUCUCAGCGAUGAAGCGACGCUGUGUUUAAUCGCACUCGUAGAAGAGUUUCCACAGCUUUGGUGCCUUCAAAACGACCAGUACCGCAACAACGGCAUAAAAUCAGAGCUCUGGAAACAAAUUGACAAUGAAAUGCAACGGCGCUACUCCCAGUAUGGGCCUUACACGGAAGAGGGAGUGAGGAGCUUUUUUCAAGAUAAGCGACGCAUCUACAGCCGGGAGAAGGAAAAGAUCAUGAAAACGAAGAGCGGCCAAGCUGCGGAGUACACGUACAACGGUAGAUGGAGGUUCUACCGCAGUCUCCUGUUCUUGGAUCGGAGCAAACCUGUCCUUUCCCGGGAGUGCAACGAAUCUUACCAACACAAUGAUCCCAGUGGAAUGGACAGUGAGACAGAAUUGGCGUCUGUUAUGACCGAGAUGAGGGAACCCGUCCUUGGCACGCAUUCCACACACACACCGCGCGGAACAACGAGUUCCAGUGUGGAAGCGUCUGGCACUCCUGUGAAGCGCUGAAAGUGCGAUGACGGAAAAAAGAAAGCAGAUGACUGCUCCAGCUCUGGGUGGAAAGAGCGCACGGUUGCUUUCACUAAAAUUUCCGAAAGUUUUGAAACUGAAAAAAGUGGCGACGAUGCUGAUAAUUUUGGAAGAGUUGUGGCGGGCCACAUGAGAAGCCUGAACGGAACCAAUUUUAUUGGGUGUCAGGUAGAGGUACUAGAACUCGUCAAGCGUUACCUAGACCGACAGCAAGAACAAACGUAAUUCAACGAACCCUAUUUAAACUAAAAAAAUGUUAAACCAAAAUUAGCAUUUCGCGCUCAAAAGUGAAGGGAAUACUUGAAAACAAACAAAUGCUCGUAUCCUUUGCCUGUCGUACUUAUUCCAUUAG
Messenger RNA from Ixodes scapularis (black-legged tick), 916 nucleotides. RefSeq lists its product as uncharacterized. The transcript has 3 exons. Lineage: Eukaryota; Metazoa; Arthropoda; Arachnida; Ixodida; Ixodidae. The record is from RefSeq and is a predicted model, not a curated record. The coding region runs from base 25 to 543 and encodes 172 amino acids.